CCUUCACAUGCAACGUGUAGUACUACCAUCGUGACAAAGAUAUGCCGAGCCCAUGUACACCUCAAUGAGCCUUUGGGAAGGUCUUUAAAACAAAGGCAACGGCACUGCGCUUUAUCCCUUGCCUGUGGAGGUGCUGCCUACCGGAUCAUCCCAUCUAUCAGCAUUCAUCCGGCCAUAGAGCGCACUAUUGACGAUUCCCUGAGAAUAUCAUUGAUCUGCUUUGCUUAGAAUAAUAGUUUCUUCCAUGAUGUACAAGGCCGCUGAUCUGGUCGUGGAACCAUCAACGGUCGGGAUUGAACUGAUUGGUCCCAGUCAGGGCCUGCCUGGCUUUGAGCCUCUUGGGCCCUUAAGACCCUACCGACAGGGAGAUCUGCAGGGCUACCUCGUGUUCUCAUCAGGUGAGCAAGUGGGCCUCGUGAGGUCCGACCUUUUCACCGCAUUUUCCCCCGAUUUACCCCGCAUGAAUUGUCCGGAGGAAGAAAAUUAUCAUCCAACGGCUGGGCAGAGGAUGCUCGUGUGCCGUCUCACAUCACGGGAAGGGCUUGGUGGUGAAACUGUAUUCCUCGCUAAAUUUCGAGACAACAAAGAGCCAGUGGGUGAUGAGGGCCACGGGUAGACUCGGACACAAUUGUGCAGUUGUGCACUUGAGGUAGCAAUCGCUUCGGGGUCGCCGUUGUCUUCAGCUGGAAGGCUGUCGGGCAGAUGAAUUGCUCUAGGGGCUUGGCUGGG
Molecule: messenger RNA, 729 nt
Organism: Aspergillus ibericus CBS 121593
Lineage: Eukaryota; Fungi; Ascomycota; Eurotiomycetes; Eurotiales; Aspergillaceae
Exons: 2
Coding region: 245-616 (123 amino acids)
Source: RefSeq, a predicted model, not a curated record